Molecule: messenger RNA, 2046 nt
Organism: Sander lucioperca (pikeperch)
Lineage: Eukaryota; Metazoa; Chordata; Actinopteri; Perciformes; Percidae
Gene: pitx2
Product: paired-like homeodomain 2
Exons: 3
Coding region: 335-1276 (313 amino acids)
Biological process (GO): anatomical structure morphogenesis; regulation of transcription by RNA polymerase II
Cellular component (GO): nucleus
Molecular function (GO): DNA-binding transcription factor activity, RNA polymerase II-specific; RNA polymerase II cis-regulatory region sequence-specific DNA binding
Source: RefSeq, a predicted model, not a curated record
UUGGAUAGGCAGUGCGCAGGCAACAGCUGAAAUGAACAGAGAGCGGUUUAGUGUGUGUAUGCCUCUGGAUCUAAUAUCACCUACCUGUCCUUGUCACUCUGAUAGUCAGCCGCUGUUUGCCACCGAUGCUAGUAUGGCAGCACUCAAUGGCCUAUUUUAAAGCAUUUUCCAGUUUAAACAGAAAGACGGUUUUAUCUCAACCGCAAAAGGGACUGCUCUGCUGUGCGUUUUUUUGGAGAUUUGAACACAUUCCGCAGACGGACUUUCCGCGUAUCCUGGUUGUACUAAAGGGACUUACUCUGCUUUUGACAGCCAGUUUUGCGACCUUCUACUCAUGAACUCUAUGAGGGAUCCAUUAAACACAGACCAUCACCACCUAAUUGGGAAUAAACUUGCCUCCACACACCACACGGCUUUGGCGAUGGCCUCUACUUUGCAGCCGCUGCAGCGGUCUGUGGACUCUAAACACCGGUUAGAGGUGCACACGGUGUCAGACACGUCCAGUCCGGAGUCUGUCGAAAAAGAAAAGAACCAAAACAAAAACGACGACUCUUCAGAUGACCCUUCUAAAAAGAAACGGCAGCGGCGGCAGAGGACUCACUUCACCAGCCAGCAGCUGCAGGAACUGGAGGCCACUUUCCAGAGGAAUCGCUAUCCGGACAUGAGCACGAGGGAGGAGAUAGCCGUGUGGACCAACCUCACAGAGGCCCGGGUCAGGGUUUGGUUCAAGAACCGGCGAGCCAAGUGGAGGAAACGGGAAAGAAACCAACAAGCCGAGCUUUGCAAAAACGGCUUCGGCCCGCAGUUCAAUGGACUCAUGCAGCCCUACGAAGACAUGUACCCCAGCUACACGUACAACAACUGGGCAGCCAAGGGCCUCACGUCGGCCUCUUUAUCCACCAAAAGCUUCCCCUUCUUCAACUCCAUGAAUGUCAACCCCUUAUCCUCGCAGACCAUGUUCUCGCCGCCCAACUCCAUAUCCUCCAUGACUUCAAGCAUGGUGCCAUCGGCGGUCACCGGCGUGCCGGGCUCCAGCCUCAACAGCCUCAAUAACUUGAACAACCUCAGUAACCCGUCUCUCAACUCGGGGGUGCCCAGCUCGGCGUGCCCCUACGCGCCUCCGACCCCUCCUUAUGUGUACAGGGACACUUGCAACUCCAGCCUGGCCAGCCUGAGACUGAAAGCCAAGCAGCACUCGAGUUUUGGAUACGCCAGUGUGCAGAAUCCGGCCACUAAUCUGAGCGCUUGCCAAUACGCCGUGGACAGACCAGUCUAAUACCUGCCUGCACUGCAAAUGUGUAACCACCAUAGCAAGUCAUAACAGGCUAGUAGCGACGCUUAAAGUGUUAUUCUUCUCUACGCAAGGAGGAAUUAUGUUUUGUUUCAGGAAAUUUCUGAUGGUCAUAUGGUAGGCCUACUUUCUUGAUUCUAGUUGCAUCAUUCUGACUUUUUUCCUAAGCUAUUGCCACUUGUUCCUUGAACAUCCCCAAAUAUAUCAAGAAACAAGUGAGGUUAUUCCAUCCAUUUAUUUUUGGAGGGGGGGGGGGGGGGGGGGACCUAUGAGUCUGAGGGUGAUUACAAGACCAAAUGGCUUGUUAUGGUGGUCAUUUUUUGCAGUGUGCAGGUAAUCACAAACAGCCGGCCACAGGAACAAGAGACUACUACAACUACUUUUUUUUUUUUCCUUUCAUUUUUCAAAACGGGCACUAGAAUACUGAACCACUGAAACAAGCUCAACUCCAGGUCGGAGUCAAACUGAAACAGGAGAUUUUAGGUGUAUUCACCUUUGAUGAGUCCAGGCCUUCUUCACACUGCAACACAGUUAAAGAAAAAAAGAAAAAAAGGCCCGUUUUAUUUUUCAUAGCUCGUCAUGUUUUUGUUUUGGGGUUUUUUCCUGGUGGAUUUUGGACGUUAAUUGUUGACUGAAAAGGUUGUAUAUAUAUUUGAAUUAUCAUCUCCUGUUUGUCGAGGCGAAUGCGCUAUAACACCCCCCCCCCCAGUCCUCUCCAGGUUCAAUUUAUCAACGCAUGUGGGGAAAAAACAAAA